AUCUUAGUGAACGGAAAGAAGAUGGGGGCCCUAAAUGAUGGAUCCAAAGGCAAAGUACAGAGGAAGGUGCAAUUAUUCAUGCCAUAGAUUUCAUCCUAAGCAAGUGAAGAAAAAAUUCCCUCAAAAACGCAGAGAAAAAGAACCCCAAAAAAACAAAAGAAAAAAAAAAGAAAAAGUAAGACUAUAUAAUAAAAAAUCAUUAUUUUUUUUUUCUUUUAUGUGACUGAUUCUCACUCUCUUUCAGUCAUCUAAGGCAAAAGAAAAAGAGAUUUCUCUUUCUCCUCAUAUAUUUCUUUCUAUUACUUCCUUUCCUCCCUCUUUUUCAUCUCCACUUUUCUCUCUAUGAGAGACCAAUAUAGAGAGAGAGAAGAGCCAUGAAGAACACCAUCCGGUGCUGCAUCUCCUGCAUUCUUCCCUGUGGAGCACUCGAUGUGAUUCGAAUAGUACACUCCAAUGGCCGGGUUGAAGAAAUCAGUGGCUCCAUCAAAGCCAGCGAGAUCAUGAAGGCUCACCCUAAGCACGUUCUAAAGAAACCCUCCUCUUCUUCUGAUGAUGGGAUGGUCCCAAAAAUUGUGAUCGUCCCACCAGACGCAGAGCUCCAACGUGGGAAGAUUUAUUUCCUCAUGCCAGCCCCUUCAACACCCGAAAAAACCCGAUCAAAAUCUUCCUCAACAACCAAGAAGAAAAAAAGAGACUGUCUUGAUAGCAACAACAACAACAACAGCAGCAGCAGCAGCAGCAGCAGCAGCAGCAGCAACAGCCACAGCCGCCAACAUCGUCACAGCCGAAGCAUGAGCAACGCCAACAAGAACAACACAAUUUCAAUGACUAAUCUUAUGAUAUCAGAUCAGUAUCUAAGUGAGAUACUUUCAGAGAAGUUGUCAAUGCAAAGGGAUCGAAGCAGAGGCCGAGUUGGGGUGUGGAGACCACACUUAGAGAGCAUCUCCGAGGCUCCAAACGAUGGUUGAUCAUCAUGAAGUUCGCUGUGUUAUACUACUACUGCUACUAUUUUGGAUUUCAAAAAUAGUUUACAAUUUUCUUCAUAUUUUUAUAUGAUUCAU
Messenger RNA from Durio zibethinus, 1061 nucleotides. RefSeq lists its product as uncharacterized. NCBI's taxonomy places the organism in Eukaryota, Viridiplantae, Streptophyta, Magnoliopsida, Malvales, Malvaceae. The record is from RefSeq and is a predicted model, not a curated record.